CGUCCCCGCUUCCGCGCAUGCUCCGUUCGCCGCGCCCCUCCCCGGCCCGUCGCUUGUGCGCAUGCGCUGUCCCUCCCGUGCGGCCCAAAAGUGAGCCACGCCCCCGCCGCGCUUGACGUGUCGCCGGCCGGGAGCAGCGACGGUGGAUCGGACCGGACCGAACCGGAUCGGACCGGAUCGAACCGGGCCGGACCGGGAAGAUGAACGGCUGACCCCAGACAGGCCAGGUGACCAUGGAGAGCGAAGAGACGCCGGACUUCUCCAGCCCGAAGGAGGAGACCGCCCACUGGAAGCGACUCUUCCUCAAGUAUAAGCAGAGCUUCCAGGAAGCCCGGGACGAGCUGCUGGAAUUCCAGGAAGGGAGCCGGGAGCUGGAGGCCGAGCUGGAGGCCCAGCUGGUGCAGGCCGAGCAGCGGAACCGCGACCUGCAGGCCGACAACCAGAGGCUCAAAUAUGAAGUGGAGACCCUGAAGGAGAAGCUGGACCAUCAGUACGCCCAGAGCUACAAGCAGGUGUCGGUGCUGGAAGGGGACCUGAGCCAGACCAGAGCCAUCCGGGACCAGCUGCACAAGUACGUCAGGGAGCUGGAGCAGGCCAAUGACGACCUGGAGCGAGCCAAGAGGGCCACCAUCGUCUCCCUGGAGGAUUUCGAGCAGAGGCUGAACCAGGCCAUCGAGCGCAACGCCUUCUUGGAGAGCGAGCUGGACGAGAAGGAAUCCCUGCUGGUCUCCGUCCAGAGGUUGAAGGACGAAGCCAGAGACCUGCGCCAAGAGCUGGCCGUGCGGGAGCGGCAGCAGGAAGUGACCCGGAAGUCGGUGCCCAGCUCCCCGACCCUGGACUGCGAGAAGAUGGACUCGGCCGUCCAGGCCUCCCUCUCCCUGCCGGCCACGCCCGUGGGCCGAGGGCCCGAGACCAGCUUCCCGUCCCCGAAAGCCAUCCCCAACGGAUUCGGGACCAGCCCGCUCACCCCGUCCGCCCGGAUCUCCGCCCUCAACAUCGUGGGGGAUCUCCUACGCAAGGUCGGGGCCCUGGAGUCCAAGCUGGCCGCCUGCAGGAACUUCGCCAAGGACCAGGCCUCCCGCAAGGCCUACGUGGCCACGGGCGUCGGCGGGGCCGGCGGCAAGUUCUGCCACGCCGGGCACGCCACCUUCUUCGACAAAGGCAGGACAGUAAACGGCUUUGACCAGAGCCCCCCGUCCGCCCUCGGCUCCUCCCGCCCCGCCUCAGCCCCGGGCCUGCUGCCUCUGAGCGUGUGAGCACCGCCUCGCCCUCGCCCGGGCCCGGUCGGGCCCCCCGCUGCCCGCACCCCCUCCGCACCACCGCCUCCCCGGACCCCAGUUCCCGCGGAGGCGGCUCCUCUCACCCCCGGACCACCCCCGGCCCUCGGCGGGGCCGGAAACCGGCCAUGCACCGAUUCCGGGGCCGCCCGCCCGCCCCCGGGCACCGCCACGCCGAGUCCCGCCUGGAGGCACGUGGCGGGGCCCGCGGCGACGGGUGGCGACGGUGGGGGGGAUUCAGCCGUGAUGUGUGUUUGUGUGUCUAUGUGCCUCAGCCCCCACUCUCCGGCUGGCAACCCCCGCACCCUGCCCACCCGCCCGCCUGCCGUGCCCGGCCCUGGCGCGGGGAGUGGGGGGGAUGACCGCUCCAGGGGCCGGCUUCCCGCCUGGGACUGGCCCGGCCCGGCCGCCCCGCUUUAUUUAUUCAGUUCGGUCCGGCGCGCCCCGGCCACCGCGGACCGUCAUGUAGAUGACAAAUAAAAUCUUUUCAUGUGGACGGGCCCCGGUGCGUACUGGCGGCGAGGGAAGGGGGGGGAAGUGGACCGACCGACGGACGGACGUCGGGGAGGGGUCAGCCCCCGUGCCAGAAUGCCCCGGAACACUUUCAGUCAUUCAUUCAGUCGUAUUUAUUGAGCGCUUACUGUGUGCAGAGCACUGGACUAAGCGCUUGGGAAGUCCAAUUUGGCAACAUAUAGAGACAGUCCCUACGCAACAACGGGCUCACAGCUGGAGGCCCGGCCACCGACCGCGACAGCCUCCUUCGCUGACCCCCACGGCGUCCGGUCUCUCUGGACCGCCUUCCCAAGACGCCCUCCCGGGCACGUCGCCCCACUCCGACACCUCCGACCGUCGCCCAUCCGCUUCCGCAUCCAACAGAGCCUCUUUCCCAUCGCCUCAUUCGCUCCCUCCUCCCAGUUCACCCCAGCUCACACUCUCAGACUCACGCCAACCGACUCCCCGGGCCCGGUUCUCCCGUCGCCCACGUCCUCCCCAUCAAAAGCACCGCGACCGUUGCCAUCUCCCGCCGCGUGGCCUAGUGCUAAGCGCUUGGGAGUCAGGGGCCGCGAGCGAGGGGAGAACCGUCGACUGCCGUGCGACCUUGGGCCCGCCACUUCUCAUCAAACGGGGAUGAAGACGGAAAGCGCCCUGGGGGACGGACUGCGCCCAACUCGAUUACCUUGGAUCCGCCCCAGUGCUCGAACGCAGGAAGCGCUUAACAGGUAGCUUCGCCGUUGGGUCGCUUAACGGAUAGCGUCGCCGCCGUUAGGUGAAUUUCCUCCUUUCCCUGGGGGAGUCUGGCUCCCGGCAGGGAUCGGAGGAGACCUGGCUAGCGGGAAAGGUCUCCGGCCCUAAUUGCGGGACAGGCUGACCCGGGAGACGGGGGGGUCAGCGUGUGGGGCGACGGGGCCUGGUCCGGGACACCGGGGGUGUGCGAGGGUGGGAGUGUGGCCAGUGUACGGGCUCCUCCGUGCGACGGAGCCCCCCCAUCCCCUCCCGGUCCCCGCGGGGACGCCGAGGCGGACCGGGCCCGGCCCCGCUCCCGGGAACAGAAGAGGAGAAGGUGGCGUCCGGUUCACAUGAGCAUUCGAGUUUAUUCAGCGCCCUCGCCCCGGAGGGGCGGCAGCCGGGCCCUGGAGGAAAACCGAGCAGGCGGGCACCUCUAGAGUGAAUAAAUUUAUUGUCUUACAAAAA
Molecule: messenger RNA, 2969 nt
Organism: Tachyglossus aculeatus (Australian echidna)
Lineage: Eukaryota; Metazoa; Chordata; Mammalia; Monotremata; Tachyglossidae
Gene: NDEL1
Product: nudE neurodevelopment protein 1 like 1
Exons: 9
Coding region: 234-1256 (340 amino acids)
Biological process (GO): regulation of neuron projection development; centrosome localization; mitotic centrosome separation
Cellular component (GO): centrosome; kinetochore; kinesin complex
Molecular function (GO): microtubule binding
Source: RefSeq, a predicted model, not a curated record